Messenger RNA from Girardinichthys multiradiatus, 1887 nucleotides. RefSeq names its product MYC proto-oncogene, bHLH transcription factor a (gene myca). Gene Ontology annotation, biological process: regulation of transcription by RNA polymerase II; positive regulation of cell population proliferation. The transcript is spliced from 3 exons. Lineage: Eukaryota; Metazoa; Chordata; Actinopteri; Cyprinodontiformes; Goodeidae. Gene Ontology annotation, molecular function: DNA-binding transcription factor activity, RNA polymerase II-specific; protein dimerization activity; RNA polymerase II cis-regulatory region sequence-specific DNA binding. The record is from RefSeq and is a predicted model, not a curated record. The coding region runs from base 224 to 1513 and encodes 429 amino acids.
CAGUCGCGAGUGUUACGCUGCUUUUAAGGCGCUGUGGGUCGUCCUGUCUCAGUCGCGUCUGUACGUAUGCUUCCUUACGUACCCAACGACGCCCUCCGUGGAAGGAUUUAAUGUCACAGCCGACGUGGAGUAACUUUCCUGCUCGUUGUUUUUUAGCAUCUUGUUUCGCCCACGGUGUAAAAUCAGAAAGCUUCACAAUAAGGAGAGCCCCAUUACAGAAAUCAUGCCGGUGAAUUCAGCUUUGGUUAGUAAGAACUAUGACUACGACUACGACUCCCUGCAGCCCUUUUUCUACUAUGACAACGAGGAGGAGGACUUCUAUCCGGAGCAGCCGCAGCCUCCGGCGCCGAGCGAAGACAUCUGGAAGAAAUUCGAGCUCCUCCCGACCCCUCCCCUCUCCCCGAGCCGGCGGCCGUCCCUGUCCAGUCUCUUCCCCUCCACCGCCGACCAGCUAGAGAUGGUCACCGAGUUUCUCGGCGACGACGUGGUAAACCAGAGCAUCAUCUGCGACGCAGACUACUCGCAGACCUUCCUCAAGUCCAUCAUCAUCCAGGACUGCAUGUGGAGCGGGUUCUCUGCGGCGGCCAAGCUGAAGAAGGUGGUAUCCGAACGGCUUGCCUCCCUACACGCUGCGCGGAAGGACGCCGCCACUACUGGGGCGGUGGACCCGGCUGUGGCUGCUGCAUGGAGGCUGAACAGCAGCUACCUGCAGGAUCUGAACACAUCCGCGUCGGAGUGCAUUGAUCCGUCUGUGGUUUUUCCGUACCCUGUUGCGGAGACGCCCAAGCAGAUUGCAGAGACGGUGCGCAGCAAGGAUCUAGGGCUGGACACACCGCCCAACAGCGGGAGCAGCAGCAGUUGUAGUGACUCAGAAGAAGAAGAAGAUGAUGAUGAUGCUGACGAGGAUGAAGAGGAACGGGAAGAGGAGGAGGAGGAAGAUGAGGAGGAAAUUGAUGUAGUCACCGUGGAGAAAAGACAUUCGGUGAAACGAUGUGACCCCAGCCCACUGGAGAACAGGCAUGCAAGCCCUCUAGUCCUGAAGAGGUGCCACGUCUCCACUCACCAGCAUAAUUACGCUGCCCAUCCAUCCAUGAGGCAUGAGCAGCCGGCUGUCAAGAGGCUGAAGCUGGAGAGCAGCAGCAUCACAGGAGGAGGAGUGGGCGCUGGCGGAGGGACCUCCAGCAGGGUCCUCAAACAAAUCAGCAGCAACCGCAAGUGUUCGAGUCCACGAACAUCUGACACAGAGGACUACGACAAGAGAAGGACUCACAACGUGCUGGAACGCCAGAGGAGGAACGAGCUCAAGCUGAGCUUCUUUGCCUUGCGAGACGAGAUCCCGGAGGUGGCCAACAACGAGAAGGCAGCCAAGGUGGUCAUCCUGAAGAAGGCUACAGAGUGCAUUUACAGCAUGCAGUCUGACGAACAGAGACUCCUGUCAUUCAAGGAGCAGCUGAGGAGGAAAAGUGAACUUUUAAAGCAGAGACUUGCACAGCUACAGGGUUCUCAUGUUUAAAAGCUUCAAUUUAAGACUUUUUGUUUUUAUAAAAGUUCAAGACUCGAUGUACAGUUGUUGCAUGCAGAUGUUCAAUGGGUUGAGUUGUUUGGAAUCUUUGAUUUCAAAGUUUAAACUGCCUCAGCUGAAGUUAUGGGUGAAUACAAUAUUUAAAAGUUUAUUUUUUAUUAAUAAAAUGUUUAAAACUGGUCUGUUCUGUUCCUAGAUGGCUCAAAGCAAAAUAUAAAUUUCUAUGUUUUGUAAAUAAGUAAUAUUUCCUAAGAAAAUGUAUUUUUCAAUCACAAAUGUCUGGAUGUUCAGACCCACUUUUUUGUUUUGUUUUUUGCAAUAUGUUCAUGGAUCUCUUUUUGAAUUAUAAAAAAUGUUUUCUUGAA